This is a messenger RNA of Etheostoma cragini (Arkansas darter), 1476 nucleotides long. It is a transcript of the gene rragd, whose product is annotated as ras-related GTP binding D. Lineage: Eukaryota; Metazoa; Chordata; Actinopteri; Perciformes; Percidae. Bases 117 to 1301 code for a protein of 394 amino acids. Gene Ontology annotation, molecular function: GTP binding; GTPase activity. Gene Ontology annotation, biological process: cellular response to starvation; positive regulation of TOR signaling; cellular response to amino acid stimulus. The record is from RefSeq and is a predicted model, not a curated record. The transcript is spliced from 7 exons. Gene Ontology annotation, cellular component: nucleus; Gtr1-Gtr2 GTPase complex; lysosome.
GGGUGAAAGUUCACCAGCAUGGCUCUCACGGAUCAGGUGACAAUGUGGGAAAGUUGGAUACCGCACGCGGCUUGAAACCAAACCAAAAGCAAGGCAAAGGGAGGAGAAGUGCAAGCAUGUCGCGGGAGGUGGUUGCAGCCGCGCCGAGCGUGCAGGAGGAGCAGGACGCAGCCCUGGGGUACUACGACGACGAAGACGACGACCUGGAGGCGUUUUCAGACGCGGAGCUGGGCUGUGAGGACGGAGUGUUGGGCUUCAGCGACUCUCUGGCCGGAGAGGUCCGACCCCGGAUACUGCUGAUGGGCCUGAGGAGGAGCGGGAAGUCCUCCAUCCAGAAGGUGGUUUUCCAUAAAAUGUCGCCCAACGAGACCCUGUUCUUGGAGAGCACCAAUAAGAUCUGCCGAGAAGACGUCUCCAGCAGCUCCUUCGUCAGCUUCCAGAUCUGGGACUUCCCAGGCCAGAUCGACUUCUUCGACCCCACCUUUGACUACGAGAUGAUCUUCAAAGGCACCGGAGCGCUAAUCUUUGUCAUCGACUCACAGGAUGACUAUGUGGAGGCUCUGAGCAGGCUGCACCUCACAGUCACCCGGGCGUACAAAGUCAACCCGGAAAUCAACUUCGAGGUGUUCAUUCACAAAGUGGACGGCCUGUCGAAUGACCAUAAGAUCGAGAAGCAGAGGGACAUCCACAAACGAGCCAACGAUGACCUGGCAGAUGCAGGCCUGGAAAGAAUACACCUGAGCUUCUAUUUAACCAGCAUAUACGAUCACUCAAUAUUCGAGGCUUUCAGUAAAGUGGUCCAGAAGCUUAUUCCACAGCUCCCAACGCUGGAAAACCUGCUCAACAUCUUCAUAUCUAACUCAGGCGUUGAGAAGGCCUUCCUGUUCGACGUGGUCAGUAAGAUCUACAUCGCCACCGACAGCAGUCCAGUGGACAUGCAGACAUAUGAGCUGUGUUGUGACAUGAUCGAUGUGGUCAUUGACAUCUCCUGCAUCUAUGGCCUGACGGACAGUGAAGCAGGUUUACCUUAUGACGAGGAGUCUAUGGCCAUCAUCCACCUGAACAACACCACAGUCAUGUACCUGAAGGAGGUCACCAAGUUCCUCGCCAUGGUCUGCUUCCUCCGCAAGGAAAGCUUUGACAGAAAAGGACUGAUUGACUACAAUUUCCACUGCUUCAAGCAAGCCAUCCAGGAGGUUUUUGAUGUCCGAGUAAAGGUUCAACAGAAUCGUAAACUUCUCAGUCAGAGAAGGUGGAGCAAACUGACUAUGAUCAACGGAGAACUCGGAAACACCCACUAAAGACUGAUGACGUCACAGCAAAUAUGCUUGAGCUGCACAUUCAACAAAUCCACGAGACUCCGUCCUCCUUCAGAGGGGCACAUCAGAUUUUUUUUUGUCUUGCUGGGAGUCGUUUAGUCUCUUCAAUCCACAGCUACACCAAUCGGCAUCGUCUCUGUUAACACAGUCUCACUCC